Lolium rigidum is the source of this 688-nucleotide messenger RNA. RefSeq names its product pathogenesis-related protein 1-like. The record is from RefSeq and is a predicted model, not a curated record. Bases 66 to 548 code for a protein of 160 amino acids. The transcript is spliced from 2 exons. Gene Ontology annotation, molecular function: protein phosphatase inhibitor activity; signaling receptor activity; abscisic acid binding. Gene Ontology annotation, biological process: abscisic acid-activated signaling pathway; defense response. NCBI's taxonomy places the organism in Eukaryota, Viridiplantae, Streptophyta, Magnoliopsida, Poales, Poaceae. Gene Ontology annotation, cellular component: nucleus; cytoplasm.
ACAACACCUUUCAGCUCAUAUCACUUGCAACAGCCGGUCAUAAACUCUAGUAGAUCACCGCAGCAAUGGCCUCCACCAACAGCUGGACCAUCGAGAUUGAGUCGCCGGUGGCCGCGCAUCGCCUGUUCCGUGCCGGCGUCAUGGACUGGCACACCCUUGCACCCAAGCUUGCUCCCCAGAUCGUGGACAGCGCCCACCCUGUCGAGGGAGAAGGCAGCAUCGGUAGCGUCAGGCAGUUCAACUUUACCUCAGCAAUGCCCUUUAGCUUCAUGAAGGAGAAGCUCGACUUUGUGGAUGCGGAGAAGUGCGAGUGCAAGUCAACCCUCAUCGAGGGUGGCGGCAUCGGCACGGCGAUUGAGACAGCCACGUCGCACAUCAAGGUGGAGACAACGGCCAGUGGUGGAAGUGUGGUGAAGGUGGAAUCAACUUACAAGCUGCUGCCGGACGUGGAAGUGAAGGACGAGAUCACCAAGGCCAAGGACUCCGUCACCAAAAUCUUCAAGGGCGCUGAGGCUUUCCUCAUGGCCAACCCUGAUGCCUACAACUAAAACAAUUCAAUGGGCCGAAGAGAUCCAUACAGUAUUAUGGUGUUUCCAUAUGUGUGUUUUGGUUCGCUCCAAAUAACUGCUCCCAGCCGUUACAGCAGAGCACUGGACAGGGUGUGUGUACUUGAGAUGAGAAGUUAAGA